AUGAACCUCUCCUUCCGGUCCCCCCACCCCACCCCUCUCAAAAACUCGUACACCUCGAAGGAACAACGCAAGGCCAAGAUGAACGGCGGCGGGGCGAGCGCGACCUCGAGCGGCCGAGGCAUAGAGUCGGCACCGUCGGCGACGAACGGCGAGGGUGAGCCGCGGGACGACCACGCUAUCGCCGCGACCGGCCCCGCUUCCGCCGGGACCGCUACUGCUGCUGCUGUCGCAGCCCCCUUCGCCCCCGCUAGCGUCGCCGCGACCGCCGACCGCGGCGCUCAACGGCCGUCUCGCCCCUACGAGGCUCUGCUGGCGGGGUCUUUAGAGAAGUUCGAGGACGAUCAUCGUCACGGGGACGGUAGCCGGGAUGACGGCGGCAGUGGUGACGCUACGGAAAAAGCGUCCGCAGGGAGUCGGGCGCGGGGUGCCCGAGGCGGGCGACCGUUGUCCUCGGGCGGUAAACCUACAUGUAGGUUCAAUACCAUCGGAGGUCGAGGGAAGGACGUCGAAAGGGAGGAGAACUGUAGGCAGAAGAAGCGACAGACUCGGGCGAAGGCGCGGCCGAAAACUGCAGGGGCAGGGUCCGGAGGAGUACAGGGCGUGAUUGCGAGGAUGGGCGGUUACGAGAAGGUGAUGGCCUGGGAUCUCACUCAGGGGGCAGGGGGAACUGACGUUGCCGCUACCGGACCCGUUGCCGCCGGCCACGGCACCGGGGGAAGCACCCGAGAAAUAGGGGUCUCCCCUGACCCCUCCCUCGUUGACGAGUCGCCGGUGGCCAAGAACCACGCAACGUCGAGGCUGUCGGGAGUAGCAGCAGCCAAGACGAACGGGAAAGAUCAGCAGGAGCGGGCUAGCGCCAGCUCUUCGGGAUUGGAGGUCAGCGAGAGGAACGUCGGAGGAGCCCGCGACGAAAACCUUGAGGAGCACGUCCCGGUGGCCCUCGCGGGACAUCACGUCGACGGCUCCGCCGAACUUUUACGCCACACCGGUGAAGAUCCCGGGGCAUCGCCGACAGCAACACGGCGACUUUCGGACUGUCCUCGUGGAAGACGAGUCGUCGGCGGAGGCGGUGGCGGUGCUGCUGAGGACACGAACUUGGCUGCAAGCACAAGCGACGAUGACGGUAGCACAUUGACAGCGGCGAGCGCGGCCAGUGCGAGGAGCUGCAAGAGGCGAACCCCUCCCGCCCCGCUUACCGACGACGAGCGCAUGAGCAUGCUCCAACACAUCAGACCUUCGGUGUUUGGCGAGCCGACCGCGUUCAGCCAACGGCGCCGUGCAGCGGUGACUGCCACUCGCCCGCGAUCUGCCGCAGCCGGGGCCAUCGAACACUCUGGGCAUCAAGGAGGCAUCCCGGGCGGUUACCACCACCAGCCUCCCCGUGCAUCAACAGCCCGAAGGACGUCGCGUAGAGGAGAGUCAGACUCAGUAUACCGGGGUAGCGGAAUCGGGGCUCCGAAGCACAGAGGUGUUCUGGUCCACGACGGCUGGGUCGCCGGGCAGGGCGAGCCAUCGUCGUGCGCGUUUUCGACUUCGACGGGAACAACACCGGCUUCGUCAAGUCUCCGGGGAAGCCGCUUUGUCUCCAGCAGUGGCGACGGCGGUGGUGGCAGAGGGGGAGGCGCAAGACCGGUAUCGUUGUUGAACAGCGUCUCGCUCGGGGUAAACUUGGGGGUGCUGGACGCGCUCUCGGACACCACGAUCUCGGCAAGUGCCGCCAACGCCUUUGCCUCCGCUGCUGCGGGGUUAGGAAAGUCGACCGCGAAGCCUCACCUGCCGGCGACUCUAACAACCUUGGCGCGUCCAGGCGGGGGAAGAAACAACGAAGAUUGGCAACGGUAUCAAUGA
Ectocarpus sp. CCAP 1310/34 is the source of this 1848-nucleotide messenger RNA. The record is from the annotation of a GenBank genome assembly. Lineage: Eukaryota; Phaeophyceae; Ectocarpales; Ectocarpaceae.